AUGACAAUUUCUCACGCACUUUUUUUAUUGUAAGUCAGACAUACCCUGCACUGCGCUGCAGCGCAGGCACGCAUCGCUACGUUUUGUCUGGUGCAGGGAACGAUCAUCAUGAAGCUGCUCAUCCUGUGUCUCUUGGUAGCCUCGGCCCUCGCGGCGCCAUCAACCAUCCCCCGCUUCAGGAGGGGCCACAGCAGGAUUGUUGGAGGCCAGGAAGCAACUCCUGGUCAGUUCCCCUUCCAGCUGAGCUUCCAGGACACUUCCUUCGGCUUCAACUUCCACUUCUGCGGAGCUUCCGUCUACACAACUGACGUUAUGAUCUGCGCGGGGCACUGCGUCGAUGGAGAAAACUACGAUAAUCCUCAAAAUUUGAGGAUCGUUGCUGGAGAUUUCAAUUUGGCUACCGACGAAGGCACUGAGCAGGCGCGAGACGUAACAAAAAUUGUCUUGCACGAGAGCUACAACUCCGGCACUUUUGAGAACGAUAUCUCAUUGCUGAAAGUUAGCGACCCUCUUGUCUUCGACGAAUUUGUGUCUGGAGUGACACUUCCUGCUCAGCUACAGAGCUUCACCGGAGACGCCAUAGUGUCCGGAUGGGGAACUUUGACCUCAGGGGGUAGUUCUCCCGACACCCUGCAGUGGGUGACAGUGCCCAUCGUCAGCGACGAGGUUUGUGAUGCGGACUAUCUACUUUCGGAUAUCUACCCCUCGAUGAUCUGCGCUGGAGAAGCAGGCAAGGACUCCUGCCAGGGUGACUCUGGCGGUCCCCUGACAUGCGGAGAAUAUCUCUGUGGAAUUGUCUCCUGGGGACGUGGGUGUGCACAAGAUGGGUUCCCCGGAGUGUACACCGAAGUGUCGUACUUCGUCGACUGGAUCCUCGCUAACGCAUAAGCCGCAGUGUAAACUGCAAUUACCGAGAAAGCAAAGCGGCGCCUCCAAUGUUCUUAUGGUAUCAAAGAAGACGAAAUUUAUCUCAUAAGUUCUCGAAGACCAGCUGGGAUGUUGAAGAUACAAUGAAUUUGCUCCGGUAAUAAAUUUCACGUAUCGC
Hyalella azteca is the source of this 1045-nucleotide messenger RNA. RefSeq names its product trypsin-1-like. Lineage: Eukaryota; Metazoa; Arthropoda; Malacostraca; Amphipoda; Hyalellidae. Gene Ontology annotation, molecular function: serine-type endopeptidase activity. The record is from RefSeq and is a predicted model, not a curated record. The transcript is spliced from 4 exons. Gene Ontology annotation, biological process: proteolysis.